Molecule: messenger RNA, 423 nt
Organism: Salvia splendens (bonfire salvia)
Lineage: Eukaryota; Viridiplantae; Streptophyta; Magnoliopsida; Lamiales; Lamiaceae
Product: keratin, type I cytoskeletal 10-like
Exons: 1
Coding region: 1-423 (140 amino acids)
Source: RefSeq, a predicted model, not a curated record
AUGCUGGAUCUGCUCAGUACCGGCAUCCCAGAUACGCCGGUAGCACGGGUGGAAACACCCGUUCCGACCCGAGGAGGUGGCGGCAGCCGGGGCUCUGGUGGCAGUAGGGGCAGAGGCCCUAGGGGCGGAGGCGGCAGUCGUGGCACCGGCAACGUCGGUGGACACUCGGGCAGCUCCCCCGGCAUUGCGAGUAGCGAGGGCAGUGGCCCCGGCGGUAGCGGUGAUCAGCCCGAGGGGUCCAGCCGCGGCAAGCCAUACAGCAAAGACGAGAGCAUUGCCGUGGCGAAGGCGUGGGAUGCUAUCACUUCGGACCCCGUGGUGGGUACCGAUCAGGAGUCGGGGAGCUUUUGGAGGCACGUCAUGAUGGCAUACGAGGAAUUGAAGCCCGACGGCGCCGAGAAGCGCGACCCAGAACAGAUCUGA